This is a messenger RNA of Orcinus orca (killer whale), 4198 nucleotides long. It is a transcript of the gene AMHR2, whose product is annotated as anti-Mullerian hormone receptor type 2. Gene Ontology annotation, molecular function: transforming growth factor beta receptor activity; ATP binding. Gene Ontology annotation, biological process: protein phosphorylation; cellular response to growth factor stimulus; BMP signaling pathway. Lineage: Eukaryota; Metazoa; Chordata; Mammalia; Artiodactyla; Delphinidae. Bases 2622 to 4079 code for a protein of 485 amino acids. The transcript is spliced from 10 exons. The record is from RefSeq and is a predicted model, not a curated record. Gene Ontology annotation, cellular component: plasma membrane; signaling receptor complex.
UUCUGCUUCAUAUCUCAUACCCCUUUUUCCUGCUCAAUCUCCCCUGACCCCAACACACCACCAUACACACUUUAUGUUCAUACCUUUAUUCUUGCUGCCUUUAUUUUUGCUGUUCCCUUGGUCUGUAAUAAUCAGCCUCCUUUUAUUUUCAGUGUGUUUACCUUGAGACAAUUUAAAUAUCGCUUUUGCUGUGAAACCUCUGGGCACUUUUCUUCCCUUGUCUUCUAUUCCCUGAACAGAAUUAGCUUGUUUGAUCUUUCUGCUUGUAUAGCUCCUUGUUCAUACCCCUAGCUUGACACAGUUUUCUGGUUGCUUAUUGAUAUAUUUUCCUGCCUUUCUAGACUAUGAGUUCCUGGAGGGCAGGAAUCACAUGUACCUUUGUAGGUCCAGCACUUAAUGGAACACCUUUUUAAGACUAGGACCUAAUAUUUUAUAAAUUGAAUAAACAACUCACUUUAGCCUUGUCAUCAGUGGGGUCAAAGGCAAAUUAUUGGGCCACUGCAGACUUUAAUCAGGGGAUCCUAAUGAAGAGCUUUGUGUAUAUGGAAUCCAGGAAGCCUUUCUUCUAUGCUGAAGUUCUCUCUCAGGACCUUCCUAAUCCCCCAGCUCUCAAAUCCUUACCCCUUCUCUCACCACCUCAACUUUAAACUCUGACUGCCAGUUCCUGUAAACCUGACUGGAACGUUUCUGUCUUGAGAGUAGUUAUCCAAGGCUUUGGGUGAGGAGACUCUGCCUUCCUGCCUGAUCCUUACCUUGCUCUCCUCUGGAGGAGAGUCUCCUAAGACACUCCUGACACAAGAAACUAUUUUACCUUCAACUCCUCCCCUCAGUCCCAGACUUACUGAUCUGGGAGCUGGUGAAGGAAGAUAGUUGUAACUAAGUACAACAUUCCACCUCACUGGACUCCCAGAAGGACCCAGGAGGGGAUGGGCAGCUAUCCAGCAGCCUCUAAGCCCUGGUCAUUCCUCUAGCUGCUGCUUCACACUACUGGAGCUUUCACCCUCUCAUGCAGCCUCCCCGGGAGAAAGGCUCCAGAAUCAAAGAGUACUCAGGCCCUCAGCCCUGAUCUAAGCCAGACCAUCCCCAGAAAGGGUUUCCAGGCAGCCACCAGGGGAACAGAAGGUUAGGAAAACGGAACCAGUCUCCUCUGGCUCUAAUUCUUAUGGGAGGUAGCUGCUCUGUAGUUUCCCUUAUUCUGAUCAGUAAUCUGGUGGAGUUGGACACCUCCUGUCUCUCGACUGCAGCACAAGCUAUAGACCUCUCUCCUUACAUCUCCAUGCUGACAUUCCCUCUACAUACCCUGUGCCCUCUCUCCACAUUUUACAGUUUGUGCAGCUUAAUAGAUAUUGGAGAUGUACUAUGGAUAUUAGUCAUCAGAGGAUGCCCUUUCUGCCCCCUCACUAUGUCCCCGAGUUUCUCCUAUGUCUGCUGACCUCUGGUGGUGAUAGUUUGAACUGUAUCUUUUUCUAGUUAGUGGCCUGCUCACAGGUAUUGAUGCACAUUUUCUCAAUCUGUAUUUUCUUUCCGGCAUCAUGGCAUAAGUGCAAAGAACAGGGCCUGGGCUUUAGAGUCAGACUUAACAAGGUCCAAAUCCUAGCUGUGCUAUUUCCUAGCAGAGUGACCUUGGGCAAGUUACCUAAAUUCAGCUUUCUUACCUAUAAAGUGAAAAUAAUGAUAACUAGCUCAAUGGGAGAAUUAGAUGAGAUGAUUGUAAAAUUCAGAGCCCUAGCUGUGCCCUAGCACGUAGGUGGUCAAUAAAAGUUUGUUACCUUUUCAAUAAUGGUGAUGUGUUUAGUGUGUGACUCAAUGUGAUUUUUAAAAAAUUUUGAUGACAGGGCUUCCCUGGGGGCACAGUGGUUGAGAGUCCGCCUGCCAAUGCAGGGGACGUGGGUUCGUGCCCCGGUCCGGGAAGAUCCCACAUGCCGUGAAGCGGCUGGGCCCGUGAGCCAUGGCCGCUGAGCCUGCGGGUCCGGAGUCUGUGCUCCACAACGGGAGAGGCCACGACAGUGAGAGGCCCGCGUAUCGCAAAACAAAAAAUUUUGAUGACAUAAAAUUUACCAACAUACCUAUUUUCAAUGUGAUUUUUUAAAAACUCUGAGUAAUUUUAUACAACCGCUUUUCUGACUCUUGAGUUUGGAAAAUGAGGUCAACUCUAGUAUAGGCUGUGAAGCCUCUUUGUGCCCAGGGAACUGCAGAUCUGAGCCCGGAAAAUAAGGGCUAGAAAGGCUCUUGGGCACAGCUGAAUGGGUCUGAGCACUUGACCUCUCUUUGGUUUCCAGCCUGGGAAGGGCUGACAGGAUCCAGCAUUUUGUCCUAGGGUCAGCAAAGGGCAGAGGUUUGAAAUUAGGCAUUGCUGGGUUCUCAGCGGGACCACUAAGGCGCCCUCCUCCCACUUUACAGAGGAAAGAGGAGGUGGCUGAAGAGAGGAAGACGUGAGAUUGGUUCUCUGCUGCUCCCUCUCUCUCCCUGCUUCUCCCCACACCCAUCCUCUCCCCCUCAGCAGCCGUCUCCCCCACAGAGACUGGGAAGAGGGAGGGGGCGGAGUUGGGGACUGAAGGAUCAGAAGCCCCACGGUGCCCGCAUCUGAAGGAAGCUCUGGCCAGGGGCAGCUGUGUUGGCUCAUGCUCCCCACCUCCCACUGCAAGAUGCUGGGGAUUCUGGGGCUUUGGGCACUGCUUCCCACAGCUGUGCAAGCACCCCCAGGCAGGCGGACCUGUGUGUUCUUUGAGGCCCCUGGAGUGCGGGGAAGCACCAAGAAUCUGGGGAAGCUGCUAGAUGCAGGACCAGGGCCCCCCAGGGUUAUCCGCUGCCUCUACAGCCGCUGCUGCUUUGGGAUCUGGAACCUGACCCAAGACCAGGCACAGGUGGAGAUGCAAGGAUGCCGAGACAGUGAUGAGCCAGGCUGUGAGUCCCCCCACUGUGAUCCGAGCCCCCGAGCCCAUCCUAGUCCCAGCUUUACUCUCUUCACCUGCUCCUGUGGCACUGACUUCUGCAAUGCCAAUUACAGCCAUCUGCCUCGUCUGGGGAGCCCUGGGACACCUGGUUCCCAGGGUCCCAAGGCCAUCCCAGGCGAGUCCAUCUGGACGGCACUGGUGCUGCUGGGGCUGCUCCUUCUCCUGCUGCUGCUGAGCAACAUCAUCUUGGCCCUGCUACAACGGAAGGCCUGCCCAGUGCACGGUGGGCCAGAGCCAGGGCCAGAGCCGGAGCCGGAGCCACACUCAGGCAGGGACUGGAGUGCCGAGCUGCCGGAGCUGCCCGAGCUGUGCUUCUCCCAGGUAAUCCGGGAAGGAGGUCACGCAGUGGUGUGGGCUGGGCGGCUGCAAGGCAAGCUGGUAGCCAUCAAGGCCUUCCCCCUGAGGGCUGUGGCCCAGUUCCAAGCUGAGAGAGCAUUGUACGGGCUGCCGGGCCUACGGCAUGACCACAUUGUCCGCUUGAUCACCGCCAGCAGGGGCAGCCCUGGUCCCCUGCCCUGUGGGCCCCUGCUGGUACUGGAACUACACCCCAAGGGUUCCCUGUGCCACUACUUGGCCCAGCACACCAGUGACUGGGGAAGUUCCCUGCGGAUGGCACUGUCCCUGGCUCAGGGCCUGGCGUUUCUCCAUGAGGAACGCUGGCAGGAUGGCCAAUAUAAACCAGGUAUCGCCCACCGGGAUCUGAGCAGCCAGAAUGUGCUCAUUCGGGACGAUGGGUCAUGCGCCAUUGGAGACCUGGGCCUCGCCUUGGUGCUCCCUGGCCUUGCCCAGCCCCCAACCUGGGCUCCUACUCAACCCCGAGGCCCAGCUGCCAUCAUGGAGGCUGGCACCCAGAGGUACAUGGCACCGGAGCUCUUGGACAAGACUCUGGACCUACAGGACUGGGGCACGGCCCUCCGGCGAGCUGAUGUUUACUCUCUGGCUCUGCUCCUGUGGGAGAUCAUGAGCCGCUGCCCAGAUUUGAGACCCGCAGAACACCACCCUUCCAACUGGCCUAUGAGGCAGAACUGGGUAGCACCCCUACCACCUGUGAGCUGUGGACCUUGGCAGUGGAGGAGAGAAGGCGCCCUCACAUCCCAUCCACCUGGUGCUGCUUUGCCACAGUAAGAGGCCACAGGCUGGUGGGCUGGGGACCUGCAGAGUCCUGGCACGGGCUUCAAGGACUUGUCCACCAGGACCAGCCCACCUACUCCUAUCCCCUCUCAUCUCCCACCCUCCUGGCUCAU